GGAGGAGGAGGAGGAGAAGGAGGAGGACGAGGGUCGCCGCGUUGCACGCCGGUCCAGCAGGGGGCGGUGCUGCCUCGCGCUGCCCUCCUCAGUGUGGCUCCGUCUCAUGUCCGUGUUUACAAGUGAAGCGUGACGUUCACGGACCUAGAAGAAUACGUCUCACCGGGCAACCAAAAGCUGUUAAUACUCAUUAGAAAAGGUGCAAACAUGCUUUCGCUGAGAGCCUUCCUCACCGACAGACUGGCGGCAGCGGCGGAGGAGAUCUUCGGAGCCGUGGAGAAGACGAUAGCCGAGUACAAAGAGGAGCUUUCUCGGUCGAAAGAUUUGGAAAUCGGUCGUCUCAGGAUGCAGCUGAAGCUUCUCAAGUCAGAGCCCAGGUUGGACAGAUGCCUAGGAGCCCAGCUGCAGCAGCACACCCAUCACCACCAUCACCAUCCUCCUCCUCCACCACCUCCUCCUCCUCAGCAGCACCCUCAGUCAGUCCCUGCAGUGGAGGCUCCUGGAGUGGAGGAGGAAGAAGAGGAGGAGGAGGAAGGUGGAGGCAGCAGCAUGGAGCAGGAGCACCCAGGGGCCUCACAGGUGAAGAAGGAGCAGCAGAAGAGCCACAGGGACUUCUGGAUGGGUCACGAUGACGCUGCAGAGCAGCUGGACAGCCUCGAAUCAGACAUUAAAGACUUCAUCUCGUCCCCUUCCAGUCUGAGAGGCGGCCUGCAGGACCACACCUUGCCCUUCCACUCCAACCACAACCACCAGCACCAGCAUCACCACCACCACCACAACAACAACAACAACAGCAGCAGCAGCGGCGAGGAGAGCAGAGAGAAGCCCUACUGCUGCACCGUGUGUGAGAAGCGCUUCAGCAACUGCUCACACCUCGCCGCUCACAUCAGGACUCACACGGGGGAGAGGCCCUACAGGUGUGAGAUAUGCAGGAAGACCUUCAUCACCACGAGCGCGCUGAACAGACACCAGACCAUCCACACCGAGGGGAAACACUUCAUCUGCAACUACUGCGGGAAGUCCUUCAAGUGGAUGGAGUCUCUCGGCAGGCACAUGAGAAGUGUGCACAAGAGAGACAGCGUCCCCGUAUGACUCUCAGUGAAGGCGCUCAAGAGCUGUUGCUAAUUUUUGCAAUGUCAGUUGAUCUAUAAAUACAUUACAAUACAUUGAUUUAUGAAAUGUCAGAUUCACUGAUUGCCAUACCUCCAAAAUGAUGCCUUCAGAUGUCUUCUGUAGUCCACAACCCAAAGAUGUUCAGUUUACUCUCACAGAGGAGGAAAGAAACCAGGAAAUAUUCACAUUUAAGAAGCUGGGAGCCCCUUUUUUUUCCACCUUAAGAAAUGACUAUAAAUGAUUAAUCGAUUAUCAAAACAGAUACUGAUUAAUCGAUCGGCCGUCGCAGCUCUAUUGUCCAGCAUUUUAAUGUCGUAACUGUGUGUUAGUCCUUUAUCAUUUCAGUUCAAGCGAACAAAGAAUGUAACAUCUGUGUUUUUUUCCCCCUGUGUUUUGUCGUGUGGAUCUCAUCGAGCCUUGUGUACUCAAAACACCAGCUCCAAGGAGAUGAUGUGAACAUGAAAGGAAAGAGUACAUUUUAUAAGACGCUACGUAAAAUGUUUUCCUACAAAAUAAAUGCCAGUGAUGCUUGAAAAACC
Molecule: messenger RNA, 1652 nt
Organism: Acanthopagrus latus (yellowfin seabream)
Lineage: Eukaryota; Metazoa; Chordata; Actinopteri; Spariformes; Sparidae
Product: zinc finger protein squeeze-like
Exons: 2
Coding region: 208-1092 (294 amino acids)
Biological process (GO): regulation of transcription by RNA polymerase II
Molecular function (GO): RNA polymerase II cis-regulatory region sequence-specific DNA binding; DNA-binding transcription factor activity, RNA polymerase II-specific
Source: RefSeq, a predicted model, not a curated record